AUGGAAUUUGAAGAUGAUUUAACAGCACCUGUAUGGGAUGAGCUGGGCACAGGUAAGCCUAAUAUAGUAGAGCAGAAGAAACAGCGUUAUAAUGGUGAUAGGAAGGUUGAUUUAGAGUUUGGGAGUUUUGGCAUGGGUUCUACUUCUUUGGGGCUCAAGACUGAAGGGUUAGAUCAUGUAGUCGAUAUUGAUUCUGGUACCGUUGUCAAUAGUAAUGAUCAUGGUAACGAUGAGCUGUAUUUGUGGGGCGAUCAUCCGGAUACUAGUGAUCUGAAAGGUACACUUGAAGGUGAGGAGGAUAAAAAAUUGAUAGAUCAAUUGGCCCCUCCCAGUUUGAGCAGCUUGGAUAUUAGUGGAGUUGAUGUAGAGAUCACUUCUGUUGACGAGAAUAAGCCUUUGUUCGGUGAUGUUGGCAAAGGUGAUGACAUAUUUCCCUUGAAGUUAGAUACUGAAUCGAAUAAUAUUUUGAAAGAUAGAAAAGUAUCGUCUUCUUCGUUAUCAAAAAGUUCUAAAAGAAAUGUAUUGUUCACCUAUAGUCGAUCUUCACAUCAGAGGAACAAGAAUUCUGAUGACAACAGCAUUUCGAAGGAUGAUAUCUCUGAAGUAGACGAUCCUCUAUCUCCAAAGAAAAAAAUUGAUAAACUGAUAUUAUUAGAUAGUUUGCCAAACAAGAAUAAUAAUGACAUUAGCCAUAGUAAUACUGAUGAGUUGGAACUUUCGAUAAAUGAAGAUCAAGAAAGCAGUUUGAGUGAACAUGUUAAGAACAAAAGAGAAAUGGUUUCUGGUAGUGAAGAAGAAGAAAUUGUCGAAGCACCAGUAGAUUUUAUCAUAAAUGUUACUGAUCCAAUAAAAGUGGGCGAUAUGACUUCUGCUCAUGUCGAGUAUCUAAUAACUUCAAAAUCACCUUUACUAGAGCCAAACUCUUCAAGCGUGUAUAGAAGAUAUUCCGAUGUGAGGUGGCUAUAUCGUCAGCUACAAAGCAACCAUUGGGGAAGAGUAGUACCUCCACCUCCUGAAAAACAGAUAAUUGGCAGGUUCCAAGUAAAUUUUAUUGAAUACAGGAGAUCUCAGUUCGAACUGAUGUUACGUGAUAUUGCAAAUGACCCUGUGCUACAAAAGGACGACGCUUUCAUCUCAUUUUUGACUAGUGUUGAUUUCUUUAAUGAAAGAAGAAUAUUAGAACGUCUCUCUGGAUCCUACGCUUCAAAUGACAGCAGCGAUUUGUCAGAGGUAGCCAUCAGUGAAAUAAAAUUACUAGGAAAAGAAGACGCAGAAUUGGUAAUACGGGAAGGAGGUAUCGACUCAGAGUACUCUUCCUCAUUUAUGAAUAUAACAUUCAUAUCACCUAUGAAGUAUAGAGAAACAGAUGAAACGUUGAAAAAAGAGAAACAGAAAAUAGAUAUUUUAGAAUUGCAUUUGAAACAAUUAUACAGAUCACUCGACUUGAUCGACUUAGGAGAUAGAGAAAUAUUAAAAUCAAUCGAAGAGUUUUCAGAUUCAUUACAACUACUAUCUCCUUCGGAGCUUCUUGAAAAGUCAAAUAUACUUCUUUCCAAGUUUUCCAGGGCUCAUAUAGAACUUAAUGAGAUAUUAAAGAAUUAUAAUUUUGGAGAUUUACCUAAACUAUGCAUGAUCCAAGACUACUACGUGAGGUCCAUAUUAAGCUUAAAAGCAAUAUUUAACCAAAGGGACAAACUUGGCUAUUAUCUAAUAAUAGUCGAAGAUGACUACUUGAAAUUAAGAACCAGAGUACAUAAAGCUGAAGGCUCACCUCUAGCCACUACAAAUGCUAAAAAAGUAGAUAUGAUGAAAGAUGAAUGCCUAUUACUGGAGAAUAGAUAUAAGAGAAUAAAAUACAAAUGGAAUGAAAUAGGUAAGGAAAUCAAAAAGGAACUAAUAAGAUUUAAUUUUGAUAAGUUCAUCAGUAUUAAGGCUAAGAUCCUAAACUUUGUGGAGUUGUCAAUUUUGAUCCAACAUAAAAAAUUAGAAAUUUGGGAACAAUUUUAUAAGGAAAGCUUGUAA
Molecule: messenger RNA, 2022 nt
Organism: Vanderwaltozyma polyspora DSM 70294
Lineage: Eukaryota; Fungi; Ascomycota; Saccharomycetes; Saccharomycetales; Saccharomycetaceae
Exons: 1
Coding region: 1-2022 (673 amino acids)
Biological process (GO): retrograde transport, endosome to Golgi; protein retention in Golgi apparatus
Cellular component (GO): endosome
Molecular function (GO): phosphatidylinositol binding
Source: RefSeq, a predicted model, not a curated record